AUGGAGGCCCAUCCUCCUUCUUCCAGGACCUCAAACAUAAAGAACGGACUACGGGUAAUACUCGCGAAUGUGCGUACUCUUAGAAAUAAGCUAGAUGAGAUUCCACUUCUUAUCUUUGAACAGCAACCGGACCUAAUAGCGUUCACCGAAACCUGGCUGUCAUCUGAUAUAUCUGACUCGGAGGUUCAUGUUUCAGGAUAUCAGCUACUUCGAUGCGAUCGCUUUGGUGGGAGGUCUGGAGGCGGAGUAAUCUUCUACACAAAGAACUAUCUCAAGGCCUACAUUGUCGAACCCGAUUGUGACAAAGAUGAUAUGUCAGAAAUGCUGAUGUCGAAUUCAUGA
This is a messenger RNA of Dicrocoelium dendriticum, 342 nucleotides long. Lineage: Eukaryota; Metazoa; Platyhelminthes; Trematoda; Plagiorchiida; Dicrocoeliidae. The record is from the annotation of a GenBank genome assembly.